Odontomachus brunneus is the source of this 968-nucleotide messenger RNA. RefSeq lists its product as uncharacterized. Lineage: Eukaryota; Metazoa; Arthropoda; Insecta; Hymenoptera; Formicidae. The coding region runs from base 30 to 968 and encodes 312 amino acids. The record is from RefSeq and is a predicted model, not a curated record. The transcript is spliced from 6 exons. Gene Ontology annotation, molecular function: peptide hormone binding; signaling receptor activity.
CCCUCUCGCGACCGUUUCAUAUAGUUAUUAUGUUCGCGGAAAUGAGAUUAUUCGUACUAUUGGUCGUUGUUGUUUCGCAAGUGUCGUGGCUCGUGAGUGUACCGCGCGCGGAUUACGAAAAUUCCCAGCGGAUAUACAACGUGGGCGUUCUUAUGGCGUCCCAUCUUGAUAGCCCGUUUGAUCUUGAGCGAUGCGGUCCGGCAGUCGAUCUGGCACUGACAGAAGUAAAUGAUUUCCUGAGUGUUCACCACGUGCAGCUGCGCAAAGUUCAGGGAAGUUAUCCAUCGUGCAGCGGGGCAAUAGCGCCCGGUUUAGCAGCGGACAUGCAUUUCCAGGAUAACGUGAUCGCUUUCAUCGGGCCAGCUUGCGCAUUUGCUUUGGAACCAGUGGCACGUCUCGCGGCGUAUUGGAACACCCCAAUUAUUACAGGCAUGGGUGAUCAACCCCCCUCAGAAGGCGAGCUGUCGGUCACGUCUGGUAUCCUUGGAAGGAUUCACAAAUGGAAGAAUGAAACCUCGGGAAUCUUCAAAGACAAGAGCAAGUAUCCCACUUUAACAAGAAUGUCGUAUUGCCAAUGUCGAUUGCGACUCGUUUUCUCUAGCGUGUUCAAAGAAUUUGGAUGGUCGCAUGUCGCACUGAUAUUGGACAGAUCGGAUUUGUUUUCGCUAACCGUAGGCAAGAACUUGGAAUAUGGUUUACGAAAAGACGGACUCUUGAAGUUUGUAAGAGAGUUGGACGGAAACUCCGAGGACGAGUCAUAUCACUUUUAUCUACGUGACGCGAGUAUGUAUGCCAGAAACGAAUAUGAGAAAACACCUCGACGCCGCAUCAGAAGCAUAUCGAGGAGACUUGAGAAACCGGAAAAGACGACACCACAGCAGAACCGAGGACGAUCGUCGGAGAUACAAUCAUCAAACGCCUGCUGUCAGCAACACUGGAGCCUACAGUACGUCAGCAUACCGAGCUAA